AUGGCCCGUGAUGGUAGUAGUGUUAUCGUUGGAGCUCCCGCCAGUUCUGGCGAUUUGUUUACUGGCGAAGCUUACGUUUUCGAUCUCGUGAAUGACUUCUUCUAUUCUGUCGUUGGGCGGUCGCUAGAGGGAGAGGGUAACGGUGAUGGGUUUGGAGAAGCAGUGGCCAUGAACAGCGCGGGAGACAUUUUUGCUGUAGGAGGUCCCAACAAUGAUGGAGUCAAUGGUCUCUCAACUGGGAGUGUGCGGGUCUUUCAGCGAACUUCCCUUGGUGCAGGUUUUGUGCAAUUGGGAGAGGAUAUCGACGGUGAAGGCAUACUCGAUUCUUUUGGCUUUGCCAUAGCCCUUUCGGCUGAUGGCUACAAAAUCGUUAUUGGGGCCCUUUUUCACGAUGGUGCCACAGGUGUGGAUAGUGGUCAUGCAAUGAUCUUUCAAUACGAUUUCACUCUAGGCGACUGGGCCCCCCAGCAGAUCAGUAGGAGUAUUGGAACUGAGCUAGAAGGAGAAGUGGCAGGAGACAACUAUGGGUACCAGGUUGCCAUUUCUGACGCUGGAGAUCGAAUAGUUGUCAGCGCUCGCCGCAAUGGCAAUGUCGCCACGUUCAAUGGGGCAGCUUAUGUUUAUGGCCAGACCGAGUUCCCUACUUUCUCACCAAUCACCAAUCCCUUGCCAGAGGUCAGCGAUCUCUCCCUGUCUUCAACCUCUGCAGGUUUUGCCAGUCGCUUAGCUGCCCUGUGGCAAUCAAUCACUGAAAGAACCUCGGACUGCAUUGAAACAUACUUGGUGGUUGAAACACACCACGAACUUUACAACCCAGACCUAUUCCACUAA
Molecule: messenger RNA, 831 nt
Organism: Seminavis robusta
Lineage: Eukaryota; Bacillariophyta; Bacillariophyceae; Naviculales; Naviculaceae
Source: the annotation of a GenBank genome assembly